AUGAUCAAGCACGGCGUCUUCCCCCCGCCCCCGUUGCUAUAUAUACGCACAACAAGACGAAUUCCAUGUUAUCGACAAUCGACAAUUGGUAGCAUGAGUUCCCUGAAGACCAAAAUUCUUUUCACUGGCGCAACAGGCUACAUCGGGGGCUCUGUUUUAGAAAGAUUCCUCUCUCGCCCCGAUGCAGAUAACUUCGAAUUCACCGCGCUUGUGCGCGACACGAACAAGGCGGAAAAGCUUCGGGCAUUUGGAGUGAAGACCGUUGUCGGCUCGCUUUCAGAUGUGGCUCUGAUAGAGAGACUAGCCAGUGAUGCGGAUGCUGUUUUAGCAACGGCGGACAGCGACGAUCUCGCUGCGGCUAAGGCGACUUUGGCCGGUCUCAAGAAGAAGUUCGUGGCUACUGGUGUUCCAUCCGUAUAUAUCCACACAUCGGGAGCGGGGAUCAUUUUGGAUGACGCCAAAGGACUCGCUGCGAGCGAAGUCGUGUACGACGACACUGACGCCGCCCAAAUCGCAUCCUUGCCUGAGACACAAAUCCACCGCAAUGUCGACUUGGAGAUCAUAAAUGCUGACGUGGAAGGAUAUAUCAAAGGCUACAUUGUCGUCCCAACGCUUGUCUAUGGAUUGGCCAGUGGAAAAUUCGUCGACGCCGGAAUCCAAAAAAAGCACACUAUCAUACACCCGUGGCUCCUCUCUUCUUCUCUGGGCCGUGGGAGAGUUGGAAUAGUCGGUCAAGGCAAGAAUGUCCUGACUAACGUCAACGUCGACGACUUGGCGGACCUAUACCCCCUUCUUUGGGACGCAAUCAUAUCCAACCCACAACUUGGCCAUGGACCCGAAGGACACUUUUUUGCCGAAAAUGGCGAAAAUACAUUGUACGACCUGGCUAAGAAAUUUGGAGAGGCACUGGUUGCGCUAGGCAAGAUCGAGAACUCGGAACCCACCACAUUCACGCAGGAAGAACUCGCAGGCUCCUUCAUGGGACUUUUGGGUGGUAACGCUCGGUGUCGUGCAAAUCACGCGCGUUCCGUACUCGGAUGGAAUCCAGUCAAGACCACGAAGGAUUACUGGAAUGGUUUACACGGAGAGGUGGAGUAUCUGCUACGCAAGUAG
Messenger RNA from Mycena indigotica, 1113 nucleotides. RefSeq lists its product as uncharacterized. The coding region runs from base 1 to 1113 and encodes 370 amino acids. The record is from RefSeq and is a predicted model, not a curated record. The transcript is spliced from 7 exons. NCBI's taxonomy places the organism in Eukaryota, Fungi, Basidiomycota, Agaricomycetes, Agaricales, Mycenaceae.